AUGAGACUCACCACCCUCCUCACAACCCUGACCCUCGCGCACGGGAUCCUCGGCGCCCGCCCCGGCCUCCGCGAACGCAUCGCCGCACGCUCCGCCCUACGAGCCCAAAACCGCCAAUCCCAACCAAUGGUCGAACUAGCCCCAGACCGCGACCACCGCACAACAGCAGACAUUGCCUACAGCGCGAACUGGGCCGGCGUAGUCCGCGAAUCUCCUCCAACCACGGGGGGCGCCUACACGUCCGUUUCGGCAACAUUCACGGUCCCGGAACCCGCACCCGCCUCAAACUCCGCCGGCGGAAUCCAAGCCGCAUCUGCCUGGGUGGGCAUCGACGGCGACACCUACACGACGGCGAUCCUGCAAGCCGGCGUCGACUUCUACUACGACAACGGACAGAUAUACAACGACGCCUGGUACGAAUGGUUCCCCGACGUAGCGCACGAUUUCGACUUCAGUGUAUCCACGGGCGACGUGGUCAGCGUGACGGUGGAAUCAUACACGCCGACGAACGGGGUCGCGGUGAUCGUGAACGAGAGUACGGGACAGCGCGCGACGAAGCAGAUCAGCGCACCGAAUGGAGAGAAGUUGGCGGGGCAGAAUGCGGAUUGGAUCGUGGAGGAUUUCCAGUCGGGGGAUACGAUGGUGCCGUUGGUGGAUUUUGGCACGGUCGAGUUCGAGGAUAUGCAGGCUGGUGAUGGGGGGAAGGGGAUAUAUGGCACGGAGGGUGCGACGGUGAUUGAGAUGAAGCAGAAUGGGAGGGUUGUGACGAGUGUGCAGACGUUGGGAGAUGAUGGUAUGAGGGUUAGUUAUGUGGGGUGA
This is a messenger RNA of Aspergillus melleus, 819 nucleotides long. Its product is annotated as A4/G1 family peptidase. Gene Ontology annotation, molecular function: glutamic-type endopeptidase activity. The record is from RefSeq and is a predicted model, not a curated record. Gene Ontology annotation, biological process: proteolysis. NCBI's taxonomy places the organism in Eukaryota, Fungi, Ascomycota, Eurotiomycetes, Eurotiales, Aspergillaceae. Bases 1 to 819 code for a protein of 272 amino acids. The transcript has a single exon.